Molecule: messenger RNA, 2251 nt
Organism: Vicia villosa (hairy vetch)
Lineage: Eukaryota; Viridiplantae; Streptophyta; Magnoliopsida; Fabales; Fabaceae
Exons: 2
Coding region: 206-1510 (434 amino acids)
Source: RefSeq, a predicted model, not a curated record
GUGUGGAGAUAAAUGUAAGAAUAUGGAGUAAAAUCUAAAUGGAGCAUACCUGAACUCAGCCCAACACAAUUCAUUUGCUUUGUGUUAAUGCAAAUUUGAAUCAGUCAUCCCCAUCGCAAGUUUGAAUUCACCAUCUUCCCUCUCUAAAACAACCAAGCUAUACUGUUUCUACCCUUCGAAUUGACCCCAUCAAGUGUUUGUAAAAAUGCCAAACAGAAACCCCACCGUCGCUUACUCACCAUCCUCACCUCGAAGAUCACCGAGGCUCAUUCUCCUCCACAACAACACCAACCCCACCACCCCAAAACCUAAAUCCACCAAAAAAUCUUCUACCCUGUCAAGAACCCCCGCCGCUAGGGUAAGGAAAACACCCAGAUCGAAGGAUGAAGUUCCUCUUAGACGAUCCGCUAGAUUCUCUAAUCAUAAAGCUCACCUGAAUGAGGACGUUCAACUUAGUGAAUUUCGUUCUGGUGAUUCGACGAAAGUGAAGCAAGGAAAAACGAAGGAAAGUAGUGGCGAUGAGAGAAUUGGGGCUGAAGUUGAUGGAAAAGGAAAGAGAAAGCUCAGUGGCGAUGAAAUAGUGGAAGAGAGUAGGAAGGAACAAGUUGAAAGUGGAGUGAGAGGGAAAAGAAAGCAAGAUGGUGGUGAAGUUGCUGAAGGGUGGACUAAGGAGCAAGAAUUGGCACUGCGAACAGCUUACUUUACUGCAAAACCUAGUCCCAAUUUCUGGAAGAAAGUAUCCAAACUGGUACCUGGGAAGUCUAAACAAGAUUGUUUCGAUAGAGUUCACCGUGACUUCCAAACACCACCUCCAUGUCAGCCUAGAUCACGGGCGAAGACAAUUAACUCUUCUCCUCUUCAUCAAUUCUCAAUAUCUGCAAGUAAACUUCUCAAACCUACUGAAAAGAAGGUUUCUAAAUCAAAUGUUCUCAAACCAAAAAGCAUUGUUAACCAGAAGUCUAUUGAGAAUAUGUUACAGCGCCAUCUUAAAGUGGAUCAAGUCCAUAAAGGAGACAUAUUUUCUGCUCUUGAACCAAACAUUGAUUUUUCUACUAAUGAUUUUCAGCUUAGUCAAGCAGUUUGUACUCCAAAGCAGCAAAAGGAAAAUCAAGGGUUUCUUCAAAAUUUCACUGAUAGAUCAUCAUCAAUUUCAAGUCACAAGAAGUCUCUUUCUAGAUUUAGUGGCUCAUCAGGUGUUCAAGAUCUUGCUAGUCCACCUGUGCUAAAGAAAGUAAAAAACAAGGUACAACAUGAAAAAUACGUCAAUCAAUUAAGAUUUAGGGAACUUAAGAGAAGAGCAGCGUCUACACGGACAAAAAAUUCCGUUGUUGGAGAAGGAAACCACAUUCAGAAAAAGGAUGUUGUUAAAGCAGCACAAGAUGCAUUGGUUUCUGAAGCUAGAGAUGCUAUCAACAAGUUUCAACAAUCGCAAGUCAAUAUCAGGGACAACACUUGUAGUUCUGACGAGGACAAUGAUGAUGACAUUGGAGUUGAUUGUGAUAGUCAAUAGGUUUUCUCGAGCUAAUUGACUAAAAUUAGUUAAACAAUUGCAUGUAUAGUUGUUUCAUUUGAAGUUUUAGACAAUGUAUCUUGGUCAUAAUCUAGUUUUCCUAGCUCAAAACUUCCUUUGUAAUAUGGCAACCAUAAUUCUUCUAGAUGUAUACAUUUAGAUUAGGAUUUAAAGCAACAAGGAUUGUCUUGUAUUCGUCUAGGUACUAUUUGCUCACUUAGUUGAUAAAAAGGAGCAAUGCGCUUUUAUUUGCUCUGCUAAUUUCCCCUUCUAGAUUUUAGCCCUUUAUUUUUCUCAUUGACCAUUUUGGUGAUGCAAAAUUGAGAUAUGUUAAAUACUAUGAAAUUUUUUUCUGUACUUAAUAUAACUUUGGUGUUUCGUCAUCGUUUAUCCCUUUAAAUGAUGUGAAUUGUUAAUUGUAUUUGUCACAAAGGAGGUGAAGAUAGAGGAGAAAGUGAUAACUUUGAGGAUUUAUGAUGUGACAGCUAUUGGUGAUAGGGAAAGUGUGGGAGAAGUUGAUGAAUGCUAGAGUUGUUUAGUUGGGGGAAGCUGAACAGGUUCCGGGUCGAGAUGAUAAGGAAUUGGAGCUUGAGAUUGUCAAGAAUUUACAUAAUCGCUGAGUUGAGAUUGAUAAGCAUUUAAUUUUGGCUAUUGAAGUGUAUCCCUAUAAUCUUCAGGAACCACUCAAUCGGUAUAUGGAUAAAAAGUAUGCAUUUUAAUUUUACUUUUCCGUUUUUUUUC